This is a messenger RNA of Megalops cyprinoides (Indo-Pacific tarpon), 4544 nucleotides long. It is a transcript of the gene trpm2, whose product is annotated as transient receptor potential cation channel, subfamily M, member 2. Bases 9 to 4454 code for a protein of 1481 amino acids. Lineage: Eukaryota; Metazoa; Chordata; Actinopteri; Elopiformes; Megalopidae. Gene Ontology annotation, cellular component: membrane. The transcript is spliced from 32 exons. The record is from RefSeq and is a predicted model, not a curated record. Gene Ontology annotation, biological process: calcium ion transmembrane transport. Gene Ontology annotation, molecular function: ligand-gated calcium channel activity.
UCCCGAGCAUGGGGGAGCCGGCGCUGGAGUCCCGGCUGGUCCACACUCUCGCCGUCAGCGCCGCUAAAACCUCCCGCUGCCUGUCCCUGUCUCCCUCCUUCCAGCGCGGCUUGUUCACGUCCUGGGUGAAGGACAACAUCAAGAAGAAGGAGUGCUGCUUCUACGCAGAGGAUCCGAGUAAGGGGGUGUGUAAAUGUGGCUACCCCAAGAUUCACCAUGCUGACGAUGCCAUCAAGCCGGACGAGUUCAUUGGGGAGUCUUGGGACAAACACCGACACACCCGGGAAGUGCCCACUGACGCCUUUGGGGACAUCAGCUUUGGCGGCCUCGGGCAGAAAGUGGGCAAGUAUGUACGCGUGUCCACGGACACCUCCCCUGAUGUCAUCUACCAGCUGAUGACAGAGCAUUGGAAGCUCCAAGCACCAAACCUUCUCAUCUCUGUCACGGGCGGAGCGAAGAACUUCUACCUGAAGCCCCGGCUGGAGGAGAUGUUCCGCAGGGGGCUGAUCAAAGUGGCUCAGACAACAGGUGCGUGGAUCUUGACGGGGGGCACGCAUACAGGUGUGAUGAAGCAUGUGGGGAAGGCGGUGCGGGACUACACUCUGAGUAACAGCUGCACAGAUGAUCAGGUCGUGGCUAUUGGCGUGGCCACCUGGGGGAUCGUGCACAACCGCCAUGUCCUGGUGAACCCCGAGGGCUGCUUCCCAGCUCGCUACUCCCUGAAUGAGCAAAGCCAAGGCAGGCUGUCCUGUCUGGAUGUCAACCACUCCCACUUCGUGCUGGUAGACAACGGAACGCACGGGAACUACAUGGUGGAGAUCGCACUCCGCAGCCAGCUGGAGAAGCUCAUCUCCCAGCAGCCACUGGGAAACAGAGAGAGUGGGGUGAAGAUCCCAGUGGUGUGCGUGGUGCUGGAUGGUGGACCGGGGACCCUGGAUACCAUCUACAACGCCAUGCUCAACGGUACCCCCUGCGUGGUCCUUGAGGGCUCUGGGCGACUGGCUGAUGUCAUCGCCCACGUGGCCGAGCUGCCUGUCUCUCAGGUCACCCUGGCCCUCAUCCACCAGCUGAUGAAGAGGUUCUUCCGCCAGGAAUACAAGGACUUCAAGGACCUGAAGUACAUUGAGUGGACAAAGAAGAUCCAGGACAUCCUCAGGACACCCCAGCUGCUCUCUGUGUUCCGCAUUGACGAGGAAGGACAGAAUGACGUGGACAUAGCCAUCCUCAAGGCACUCCUGAAAGCCUCCAGGACCAGUGACUCCCUGGGUAGGGAAAACUGGGAGCGGCAGCUGGAACUGGCAGUGGCGUGGAACCGCGUGGACAUCGCAAAGAGCGAGAUCUUCACUGAGGAGAGCCAGUGGAAGUCUAGUGAUCUGCACCAGGCCAUGCUCACAGCGCUGGUGAGCCACAAGCCGGAGUUUGCGAAGCUGCUGCUGGAGAACGGGGUGUGUCUGCAGGAGUUUCUGGGCAUCGACACCCUGUCUGAGCUCUAUGCCCACCUGCAGCCAGGCUGCCUCUUCCUGCGCAGGCUGGCCAAACGCCUGCAAAGUGACAAGGGUCGCCGGGGUCAGCCCGAGCCCCCGGGCAGGAGGAGGAUGUCUCUCUGCCAUGUGUCUGCUGAGGUGCGCCAUUUCCUGGGCAGCUUCACUGCGCCCAUCUACCAUCCACCGCCAGCCCGUCCCCGCAUCGAGAUGCCCAAAGAUGACAUUCGUGUGACGUUUCCACCUAAAGGUUCCACGGAGCUCCAGGCCAUGCCCCCGUCAGAGGCGGAGAGAGGCACGGAAAGGGUGCGGGACCCUGGGAGGGACCUCUUCCUCUGGGCCAUUGUGCAGAACAGGAAGGAGCUGGCUGAGAUCGCCUGGGAGCAGUGCAGGGACAGCAUGUGUGCAGCACUGGCCGCCAGUAAGAUCCUGAAGAAGCUGGCACAGGAGGAAGAUGAUGAGGGAGAUGAGGCGGACAGGAUGAGGGACUUGGCUGAUCACUACGAGAAACAGGCCAUUGGUGUGUUCAGUGAGUGCUACAGCCAGGAUGAGCCACGUGCCCAGAAGCUAUUGAUCCGGAUAUCUCCAUCCUGGGGCAGAACUACUUGUCUGCGUCUGGCUCUGGAGGCCGAUAACAAAAGUUUUGUAGCCCAGGCAGGAGUGCAGGGACUGCUGACCCAGAUCUGGUGUGGGGAGCUGGCGGUGGACAACCCCCAGUGGAAGGUGCUGCUCUGUAUGUUGUUCUUCCCUCUUAUCUACACGGGCCUGAUAACGUUCAGGCGUGAUGAAGACAUUCACAAGGAGACUCAGCGGUACGAGGAGAUACGCAACAUGGAGAACGUGACAGGGAGCACUUGUGACGCCAGGAUGAAAUAUCAGAUACAUGACUACCUGGAUCGUGCAGACCUGCGGCCGCUGAAGUGUGUGUCUCGUCUGGUCAGCUUCUUCAGCUCGCCGCUGGUCAAGUUCUACUGGAACAUCGUGUCUUACUUCGGCUUCCUGUGGCUCUUUGCUUUUGUGCUGAUGAUUGACUUUCAGACCCAGCCCUCCUGGAAGGAGUAUUUGCUGUAUGUGUGGCUGGCCUCGCUUGUCUCUGAGGAGGUCCGCCAGCUGUUUGAUGACCCAGAUGGAUUUGGGUUUCGGAGGAAGGCCAAGAUGUACAUCAAUGACCUGUGGAACAUUCUGGAUGUACUGUCCAUCGUCCUUUUCCUUAUUGGACUGGCCUGCAGGUUGACAACAACUGUGUUCUAUGCUGGGAAAGUCAUCCUCUGCAUCGACUUCAUUGUCUUCUGCCUGCGUUUGAUGGCCAUCUUCACCAUCAGCAAGACUCUGGGCCCCAAGAUCAUCAUUGUCAGGAGAAUGAUGAUGGACCUGUUCUUCUUCAUGUUCCUGCUGAGUAUUUGGGUUGUGGCAUAUGGGGUGGCCAAGCAGGGAAUCCUGAUCCACAACGAAGAUCGGCUGAACUGGAUCAUCCGGGGCGCGGUCUACGAGCCGUACCUCAUCAUAUUUGGGAAUGUUCCUACCAAUAUCGACAAUGUGGAGUUCGACAUGAGCACCUGCAGUGUGAAUGGCAGUGACCCUCUGAAGCCCAAGUGCCCUAUCCUCAAUUCCAACAACAUGCCGGCCUUCCCAGAGUGGCUCACCAUCAUCCUUCUGUGUGUGUACCUGCUGUUUGCCAACAUCCUGCUGCUCAAUCUGCUCAUCGCCAUCUUCAACUACACAUUCCAGGAAGUGCAGGACAACACUGACUGCAUCUGGAAGUUUCAGCGGUACGAGCUGAUCAAAGAGUACCACAGCCGGCCAGCUCCACCCCCACCUUUCAUCCUCCUCAGUCACCUGUACCUGCUGAUCAAGCGCAUGGUGCUUCGCCGGCCCCCGCAGAAACACAAGCAGUUCAGAGAAGAGCUGGAGCAGUCAGAGGAGGAGGAGCUGCUCUCGUGGGAGGCCUUCAUGAAGGACAAUCAUUUGGCCAACAGCCGCCGGGACUGGAAUCAGAGCAUGGAGCGCCGCAUCCAGGACACUGCUGACAGGGUGGGUGUUAUGGUGGAACAGCUGGAAGGAGAGCGUGACAUGGCAAAGAGGAUGUCCAGCCUGGAGGCACAGGUCUCUCAGUCCACCAAAGCUCUUCAGUGGAUAAUAGAUGUCCUCAAAGCCAAGGGUUACCAGUCUAAAGAAGACGCCCCUUCGCUCUCCUUGUCAGGUAAGGGCAAGGACAGAGACCAAGCAGAAUCCAGGCAAGAGCUGAAGACAGAGAGGACACGGUAUCACGUGAACGCCCGCCGCUUCCGCUACCCCGGCAGUACCGUCGAGCGCUUCCCAGUGCCAGAGGAGAAGGUGCCCUGGGAGGUAGAGUUUGACAGUUACAGUCCUCCCACUUACAAUGCUGAGAAAAUCCCCUCUAUUCAGACAGAGCAGGCUGGCCACUCUGACAUCACAGCUUUGGAAAAAUUCAGAAACCCAGAGGGACGAACAGGGAUGAAGGGGAGAGGGGCACUGGAUCAGCUGGGGCCCAACCUCAUUCUGGACCCAGUCCUCACACGCUGGCGGGACAGUGAGCACUCAGCAUUGGAGUUCCUGGCUGUGUGGGAUGAGAAGGAGGGCAUCUGGGCAAUACCUGGGGGGCCUGUGCAGGAAGGGGAGCCUCUGCCUCAGAGGCUGGAGAGAAUACUGGGCAGGAAGCUGUACGAGCAGGUCAAAGCCAGAGUGGUGGCAGGAGCGGAGAUAAACAAGGUGUAUGAAGGUUACGUGGACGAUCACAGGAACACAGAUAAUGCCUGGGUGGAGACAGCUGCUUUGAAUAUACACUUUGAUCGGAGGGGUUUGUUGAUGGCUGACCUGAACCGUAUGGCUGAGAACAGCAUGGCUUCAGCAGAGCUGGUCCGCUGGCAGGAAAUGAGCAGCAAGACACCGGUGCGUGCGUACCAGAAAGAAGUCCUCCGCCGUGUUGGAGACCUGCACAGCAUACGAAUCUGAUGGUCCACCUGUCACAAUACCGCAAGGACAGUACAGGCUGCCAACAAUCCCUGGAGCACUUUCACAGUGAAUUCAGAUGUGUACGGCACU